This is a messenger RNA of Populus trichocarpa (black cottonwood), 911 nucleotides long. Its product is annotated as RING-H2 finger protein ATL33. Lineage: Eukaryota; Viridiplantae; Streptophyta; Magnoliopsida; Malpighiales; Salicaceae. The record is from RefSeq and is a predicted model, not a curated record. The coding region runs from base 171 to 758 and encodes 195 amino acids. The transcript has a single exon. Gene Ontology annotation, biological process: protein ubiquitination.
UUAGGAAGCAUGUAAGUUACUCGUAGAUCCCAGCUUCUCAGAAUAAAGAAAAAGGUAAACAAGACAAAACAACUCCACCAUCUGAAGUAAUAAUAAUAAGCUCACAAAAACCCUACAGCUAUUUCCAUCCUUUCAUUGGAGUAAUAGUUAUCAAUCGUCACUGUCAUCACAUGGAGCAUCCACCAACCAUCUUCAUGGUACCUGAACCCCCACCUUUCCCUGCACCGCCAAGGAGUGUAGAUUUAGCCCCUCUUGAAUUCAUUCUUGCAUUCAUAGCUGUUAUCGCCGUUCCCGCUCUGAUCUACACCUUUUUCUUCUCUAUCAAGUGCCCUCCUGGCCCCUUCAGGAGGAGGAGGCGUCACCGAAGCAGCAGUUCCAUCAUCUCUGAAACCCUUUCUGUCUCUGAAAUUGUUGAUACCGACGACUUAAACGGUACAACGAGCGGUGAUCAGAAAGAGCGGGUUUCAGAUGUUAAGUUUCAGAAAGACACGCAUUUGCAGGAUGUUGGAAGUGAAUGUCCAGUUUGUUUGUCUGUGUUUUCUGAUGGGGAAGCAGUGAAGCAACUAAGUGUGUGCAAGCACUCCUUUCAUGCUUCUUGUAUUGAUAUGUGGCUCAGUUCUAACUCAAAUUGUCCUGUCUGUCGGGCUUCUACUGCCCCUCCUGCCAAGCAUCCUGGUAAGAAUCCCUCCUCUUCAACAUCUAGAAAUAAUGUUGACGAUCUCCAGCAAGGAUUGCCGGAUGCGGCGAGUUUGGUUUGAGUACAAGAUCUGGCAUCUCAUUGGCUUUUGCUUUCCUAUAUUGUAGAGUGAGCUAUUAUCCUACUUUACAGCCUAAAAUCCAAUGUCAUUUUUUACUCUUUUUUUUUUUAAUUGACAAAUCAAUAGGAGAAAUUUGUCUGCAUUUUUUUUUUA